CAGCUCUUCUGGUGGGGUCCUUGCGGCGGCCAAAGCAGCCAGGAGGAGGAGGAGAAGAUGGCGGACGUGCUGAGCGUUCUGCGUCAGUACAACAUCCAGAAGAAGGAGAUUAACGUCAAGGGAGAUGAAGUUAUAUUCGGAGAGUUUUCUUGGCCGAAAAACGUCAAAACCAACUAUGUCAUCUGGGGGACUGGAAAGGAAGGACAGCCGAGGGAGUACUACACUCUUGACUCCAUCUUGUUUUUGCUCAACAAUGUGCACCUUUCCCAUCCUGUGUAUGUCCGUCGAGCUGCAACAGAAAACAUUCCUGUUGUCAGAAGACCUGACAGAAAAGACCUUCUUGCCUACUUAAAUGGGGAAACAUCUACUUCUGCUAGUAUAGACAGAAGUGCUCCACUGGAAAUUGGUCUUCAGAGAUCUUCACAAGUGAAGAGGGCUACAGAUGAAAUAUUAGCUGAAGCAAAGAAACCUAGAAUAGAGGAUGAAGAACGCGUACGUCUUGACAAGGAGAGACUGGCUGCUAGGCUGGAAGGCCAUAAAGAAGGCAUUGUGCAGACCGAGCAAAUUCGAUCCCUCUCAGAAGCCAUGUCAGUUGAAAAAAUUGCUGCUAUCAAAGCCAAAAUUAUGGCCAAAAGAAAAACUACAAUCAAAACCGAUUUGGAUGAUGAUAUAACAGCCUUAAAACAGAGAAGUUUUGUGGAUGCAGAAGUGGAUGUUACCAGGGAUAUUGUCAGUAGGGAAAGAGUGUGGAGAACGAGAACGACUAUACUGCAGAGUACAGGGAAGAAUUUUGCCAAAAACAUAUUUGCAAUACUUCAGAAUGUGAAAGCAAGGGAAGAGGGUCGUGCACCCGAGCAAAGACCAGUGCAAACUACUGCACCAACGGACCCAACACUGAGAAACAAGCAGCCGGCUCCACAGAUCUACAAUAGAUACGAUCAAGAAAGAUUCAAAGGGAAAGAGGAAACGGAAGGCUUUAAAAUUGACACUAUGGGGACAUACCAUGGAAUGACGCUGAAAUCUGUGACUGAAGGUGCUUCAGCCAGGAAGACGCAGACUCCGGCCGCACAGCCAGUGCCAAGACCAGUAUCACAAGCCAGACCACCACCCAACCAAAAGAAAGGUUCAAGAACACCCAUUGUUAUUAUACCAGCGGCUACCACCUCUCUAAUAACCAUGCUAAAUUCAAAAGAUCUCUUGCAGGAUCUGAAGUUUGUUUCAUCAGACGAAAAGAAGAAGCAGGGCUGUCAGAGAGAAAAUGAGGUUCUAAUCCAGAGAAGAAAGGACCAAAUGCAGCCCGGCGGUACAAGUAUAAGUGUGACUGUGCCAUACAGGGUGAUAGAUCAGCCACUGAAGCUGCUGCCGCAGGACUGGGACCGUGUGGUAGCGGUGUUCGUUCAAGGUCCUGCUUGGCAGUUUAAAGGCUGGCCUUGGCUCUUGCCCGAUGGAUCUCCUGUAGAUAUCUUUGCGAAAAUUAAAGCCUUCCACCUCAAGUAUGACGAAGUUCGACUUGAUCCCAAUGUACAGAAAUGGGAUGUAACAGUGUUGGAGUUAAGUUACCAUAAAAGACAUUUGGACAGACCUGUGUUCCUGCGAUUCUGGGAAACUCUGGACAGGUACAUGGUGAAGCACAAAUCUCACUUGCGAUUCUGAAAAUCAGGGAAUGCUUUGUUUUCUGUAUUUGGAUGGCUAAUUGUGGCUUCACUCUCACCUAGAGCACAGAAGUCUGUUCAUGAUAGAAAAGGAAUUCACCUUGCAAUGAAUUCACCUUCAAACUAUGGUCUUUUUGGUCUAAGGGGAGAGUGCCAUUUAUUUACAACCGGAAUGAACAGUGUACUAUUUUUUAAAUAUUUGCAUAAUGUCUGCAAUUCAAAUUGUAUAUUUUGAUAGUAAGAAAUCUUUCUUUUAAGGCAGCAUUUUGGUUAGAUCUUGUUUACAGAAACCACCAAACUCUACUUUUAGGGUGCAUUCCCUCUAAAGUGUUUUUUCUCCCUUCCCUUCUUUGUGCAUAACUCUGUUUUCCAUGGAAAGCCCCACUGCACAGCUCAGCAUGCACCAUUGCCAGAUUGGUAAAAUAUGGAAGUGAUGAAUGGUUGCAGUGGGAGGAUGCUAUGAUAAAGGACUGUUGGAUGAAAAACUCUAUUAUUUUUUUUGUUUUUUUUGUUUAUGUAAAACUUUAUAAACUUUCCGAUUUCGUACAUUGUUUUUCUUUUCCACAAACAAUAUGAAUCAAUAAAAUGGACAUUCACUCCUGUGUAUAUAUCUGUAAAA
Messenger RNA from Bufo gargarizans (Asiatic toad), 2271 nucleotides. It is a transcript of the gene CDC73, whose product is annotated as cell division cycle 73. Gene Ontology annotation, molecular function: RNA polymerase II complex binding. The transcript has 17 exons. Gene Ontology annotation, cellular component: Cdc73/Paf1 complex. Bases 58 to 1653 code for a protein of 531 amino acids. The record is from RefSeq and is a predicted model, not a curated record. Lineage: Eukaryota; Metazoa; Chordata; Amphibia; Anura; Bufonidae. Gene Ontology annotation, biological process: transcription elongation by RNA polymerase II; positive regulation of transcription elongation by RNA polymerase II.